Messenger RNA from Annulohypoxylon truncatum, 1338 nucleotides. RefSeq lists its product as uncharacterized. The transcript has 2 exons. Bases 313 to 1104 code for a protein of 263 amino acids. NCBI's taxonomy places the organism in Eukaryota, Fungi, Ascomycota, Sordariomycetes, Xylariales, Hypoxylaceae. The record is from RefSeq and is a predicted model, not a curated record.
AUUGAAUGUCGAUCAUCUAUACUUAUACCGUAAGGUCCCUUUUAACCUUUUUGUACUAUUAAGCACCAGACGAUAUUAUAUGUCGAUCGUUCCGUUGGCUACCGACCACCUUCUAGAAAAGUCAUCCGAUCUCAUCUAUAUAAGAAGCGCACCCCCAUUCAUUUCCCCCUUCGUGUGUGUGUGUGUGUUUUACGUAUUUCUACCCGUCGUAAGGCUGUCUGUCCAUAUCUCGCAGAGGAUCGUUUAAACUCGCCCGCUCGAUCCGUUCGUUCGUUACCAAAAAAAAAGUAUAUACCCCAAAAGACAGCAAAAAUGGCACCCCUUCGCGUGCUAGCACUACCCACCUUCGCGGCGCUAGCUGCCGCUAUUAGCAUCUCGGACUACGUGCCGGCUUGCGGACCGCCGUGUAUCACGGACACCGUAUCGCAGCACACCACCUGCGCCGCGACUGACAACGCCUGCAUUUGCGCUGAGGUCUACACCGUGAAGCGAGAUGGCGAGGUCUGCCUUCGAGACGCCUGCUCCACCACCGACUAUGGUAGUGUGAUGAGCGGCAUCGACGCUUUCUGCAAGGCCGUCGCUUCGGGACCGACUAGCAGCCCCACAUCUACUAGCAGCACCGCUUCCCCGAGCACCUACCCGACGAGCACUGACUCGUCCACCUCAUCUCCCGCUCCUACUUCGUCUAGCUCGACGGAGACUUCCACGUCAACUGACACUGGAUCCGGCUAUCCCACCGCAACCCCCUCAAGCUCCGGCUCGAGCACUAAAACCCCGUCCUCGUCGUCUGCCGCCAGCUCCUCUUCGGCAACCGGCUACCCUACCUCUUCUCCCAGCGCCCCUGCCAGCAGCUCUUCAGCCCCCAGCUCGCCGGGCUCUUCGGAGUCUGCUACCCCUUACCCUACGUCUGGCGGCUCUACCCCUACCACCAGCGCUUCUGCUGGUUUCACCACGACUUCAUCUGGCGCCACUUCUAGUGCUAGCGCAAGUGCGAGCGCGAGCACGACCCCCGUCACCGGCGCCGGCUCCAGAGCCGAUUCUCGCGUCGGCGCGGGCAUCGCCGCCCUCUUCGCCGCCAGCGGCUUCUUCUACCUCGCUUUGUAAGAUUGCGUCGGAUGACUUGCGUACGAAUGAUGAUGUUGCGUCGUGGGAUCUGGGUCUUGACGGUUCGUUGUUUAAUGAGCAACCCCUCUCGGAAGGGCAUAUCCGCUCCUAGAUUGAGGGGACUUUUAAGAUUGCAAACUUGUAGAUAGCUUUUUUGAUUAUGCAUGCGCUCGGGCAUGUCAGUACAUAUUAAAUGCAAACAUAUAUACAUACCUACCUAUAUAUGUCUCCUAA